AUAAAAUUACGAGGCAAUUCGAUUUGUUUACUUUGGCGCUAAAACUGUCUAAAUGAUAAAUUAUGACUGAAAAUUUGUCUACACAGCUCUCAAAAACAUUUUAUCCUAUAGAUGAACGUGUUGGAGCGUCUAUGAGAGUUGUAUCUGGCCAUCAAAGCAGGCAUAAACAGAAGCAUAUAGCCUUUACAAUUUCAUUAACAAAACCAACUAGUAUUCAAGUAUAUUUGAUUAAAGUUACUGAAAAAAAUGAAAUCAAAAAAGUAUUGCUUUGCAAUGUUAAGAAUAUAAGGAAAAUUGACUGCAGGGAUACAAAGACUCAACCCAGUUAUGAGUUGCAGAUUGUUACAGAAAAUAAAACAUGGGUGUUUAACGCGUCAAAGUUAGAAGAGAAACGACAGUUUAUCAGCUUAUUUUGUCGUAUAUUCGCUACACUGUUACCGCAUAUUUUCAAAGAUGUUGAGCUGGUCAAUUUUCCACAGAAUAUUAAUAUAUCACCUAUUGGACAAAAUGAAUCGUUAGAUGUCUUGUUAAUGUGUAAGGCUGAUCCUGAUGCGGAGGAUUCAUCAGUUACAGGUGGUGGUGGUACUGCUGGAGGUGGAGAUGGUGCUGGUGGCGAUGGUGAACGUCCUUCAGAUACAAAUAAAGUUGGCGAGGUUGGUUCACCACUAUCUGAUGGUUAUCGUUCAUUGACUAAACGUGAAGAAGAUGAUAUACGUCAAUUUUUAGAUGAACUUGAUAAUGAAUCAACACUGUUCAAUGCUGCUCAAUUAACAGAACGUUUACAACAACAAUUAGCACAUAUUGAAGGUACCAAUGUUCAUUCAAUUAUGGCGUCUGAAUCACAAGUAUUAAGUCUUAUGUCAACAUUGGAUAGUGCUAUUGAACGAGCGGAAUUAUUAGAGAAACAAUUAAAUAAUUAUUAUCAUUUUUUAGAGGAAGUUGAAGAUGCUAUGGCCACUCUACGUGAUCAUGAUCAAUUAAUUCAAACCACAGUUGAUAAUCGUGUAAAUCUGCUGAAAGUUUUAGAAGAAUUAAUCAAUAGUUUAAAUGUUGAUCCAAAAUAUCUACGUGUAUUAAUUGAAGGCGAUUUAAAUACCCAAGAAGGUGUGACACAGUGUAUAGAAGCAGCUGCCUAUUUAGAUCGUAUUAUGAAUUCUGGCUUCAAGCCAGGUGAAGAACAUCUUCAAGCCGUAGAAGAAAGAAUGGGAGAGUUGAGAAAUUUACGUGAUGCUUUCGCUGUGAAACUCUCCGGUUAUGUAAAUGAUACAAUGUUACGAUUUGCUAGUCAACUUGGUUUUAUCGUGAAUACUGGUGUCAAUCUACCAUCGCUGAAUGAUUCACCAACUUCGUCAACAAUAAAUGGCAAUCCUGGAAGUACUAUUACUGCCGGUGGUAGUAGCGCUACACUCGAGAAAAAGAAACACUCUUUAAUUGUCUCCAACUCGUAUCAUGUCGCCUCCGAGUUGUACGCAACACAACGUACUAAUCUCUUGCAGUUAGCACCACUUAUUGGCAAUUGGUUACAAACAAAUAGAAAAGAUUUAUAUAUUGAAAUUAAAAGGAUGUAUGUUAAAAAAUCACAAAGUUUCUUUAGACGACAAAUUCAAGAAGUAUUGAAAUUCACUCAAGAUUCUAUAACAGCUCUUGUACGUCCAAGUAAAGCUAAAGAUUCACAACGUCUUGAUAAUAUGCCAUCUGAUGUUGGCAGUGUAAUGUCAUUACAAGUUUCUGAUUCAAAUUUCCUCUCUCAAGUUGAAAAUAUAUUUGAUAAUUGUUUCGAUAAAAUUUUGACAGUAAUACGUACAGAACAGGCGUUUAUAAAUCAAUUUUUCGGCUUUAAUUUACAUCCACCAAGUGAUAAGUCGCCUAAUGCCCAAAAGGUUUAUUCAGGUGAUGAACUCCCCACCCUAUUGGACUGUAUGUUCCAGUUAUUCGAUGGUGUUGAACAAGAUGUUUUGAAUUUAGUUAUAAAUUGUGAACAACUGCUAACCAUCCUUAUUAUGCCAUUACUCAUAUCCAUAUCACGUAUUACAGAGAAUGAAACAGCACAGAAUAUCGGUGGAAUUGUUGAGAUGACUGGGGGCAAUGCAAAACAGCUACAGUCACCAUCAGCAUCAGAUAUGACCAAAGUACAAGUGACAUUUAUUGGUAAUUUUUUAUCACGACUUAUUGUUGAAACCAAGAGAGCAUUCAAUCGUCUUAUUGAACGAUUAAUUAUGUCAUUUAAAAUGAGUAAGCCAAGUCGUAAAGCUCGAUGUGGUAUUCUCACGAUUGUACGAACGUAUAUUGAAUUUGCAGAAGGUUCUAUCACUGUAUUCGCCACAAGUUCACGUCUAGUUGACUUAGAACGUGCUCAUGGUGAAUUAGUCCGCUCUUUGAUGACUGAGAUUGAUCGUGUUGCAUCAGAAAGUGUUAAAACACCUGGUGAAGUAGUUCAACUAGAAAAUUAUCAUCGACUGUGCGAUAUUCUUCGCCGACUAAAAAUGUCCGGUUUAGACGAAUAUCGUCAAGAUGCCAAAAAUCGAUACACACUAGCACUACAAGAAUAUACUAAAAAUUGUAUGGGUCGUCCUUUAGAAAAAUUAGCUAGUUUCUUUGAAAAUGUACAAAGCGCUUUAGAGGCCGGUGUAAGACCAGAAGUUGUCAGUUAUCAAUUUGCCUUUAGUAAACAAGAAUUACGUAAAGUGAUUAAAGAAUAUCCUGGAAAAGAAGUUAAACGUGGUCUAGAGAGUUUAUGUAAAAAAGUUGAAAAACAUUUAUCCGAUGAAGAGAAUUUAUUCCCUGUUGUAUGGCGUUCAAUACAAACAGAAUUUAUGACUCAAUGUUUACGUUUUAGUAAUUUAAUUCAACAAUGUUAUCCAGAUUCAGGAAUAUGCCUUGAAUUCACAGUGAAUGAUUUACAAAAUUAUUUUGCUGAAAUUGCACGUUCACGUUAACCCCCUCCCGCAAUCACAGUGUGAGUUCGAGUCCCUCAGUGUGUGUGUGUGCGUGUGAACAUGAUACCCGAUACUGGCGGUGAUCGAUUCCAACAGAUUGAGUCGCAAUACAUUGAUGAUGUCAUCUUUUCUCAUACAAUGCUUUUUGCAUGUGUGAAUUUAUUCAUUUCUUCAAAUGUUUGUCUGUACAAACGCUUACAUGGACUACUAACAGGUUGAAGAGUGCUCAUACCUAAAGCGAAAACGUAUACUUUAGCCUCAAGCCUUAUCUCUGUUAUCUGUAUGAUUGCUAACUUCUAUAGAAUUUCAUGAUGGUGAUGAUGAUGAUGACUUCAGUUAUUCUUUUGUUUUUUCUUUAAUUUCUCAUAUAUCUUAUAUAUUUUGUAUUUGAAUAAAAACAAUUGAAAGAAUCGA
Molecule: messenger RNA, 3350 nt
Organism: Trichobilharzia regenti
Lineage: Eukaryota; Metazoa; Platyhelminthes; Trematoda; Strigeidida; Schistosomatidae
Source: the annotation of a GenBank genome assembly